Messenger RNA from Phymastichus coffea, 1766 nucleotides. RefSeq names its product major facilitator superfamily domain-containing protein 12-like. Gene Ontology annotation, molecular function: symporter activity. Lineage: Eukaryota; Metazoa; Arthropoda; Insecta; Hymenoptera; Eulophidae. The coding region runs from base 448 to 1749 and encodes 433 amino acids. Gene Ontology annotation, cellular component: membrane. Gene Ontology annotation, biological process: carbohydrate transport. The record is from RefSeq and is a predicted model, not a curated record. The transcript is spliced from 7 exons.
AUCAAGUUGUUAUUGUUUUUUCUAUGGAAAAGAAUGUAGCUCCAUAAAUUCAUAUGAUUUUUCCACUCAAGUCAAUCAGUAUUCUUCAUCGUUAAGACUGGAGGAGGAUUGAUUUCUUGUACAAAUUUCUUCAUUGUACCGAAAUUCUGUUAUAAUUUAAUGUAAAUAAAUAUCUUCAAAUAAUUUAGAACAUUCAAAUGUAAUAAGCAUACCAAAUGAAACUAUCAAUGGCAUUUUUAAUAUUACAUUAUUAUAUUAUUUAACUUUGCAUAAUGUCAUUCUUUCACUUAUGUUCACAUUCUAUUAAUUACUUGUAGAUUUUCAAAAAUUAUACUGUCUGAAUAUAAUGUACAAAUGGUUGUAAUAAAAUAUUCAUUUUUGCGGUUGUAACAUUAACAAUGUGUCAUUCAAUUUUGGUAUAAAAUUAUUAGUCAUAGUCAUGUGCUGAUGAGCUACUGGGAUAACAUAAACAGUAAAUAUAUUGCUACCAAUGCCGGCCUAGUUUUACUAAUAGGACAGGUGGCUGAUGCACUUGCUACUCCAUUUGUUGGCUUACAUUCAGACAUAGAAGAUAACUUUUGGCUGUGCCAAUAUGGAAAAAGGAAAACUUGGCAUCUAAUUGGAACUGUUUGCGUUCUUGGCACAUUUCCAUUUAUGUUUUCUCAGUGUCUUGGUUGUCAGAUGUCUCAUCAGUGGGCACAACUUGUAUAUUAUACAGUGUUUGUUUGUAUAUUCCAAUUUGGUUGGGCAGCAGUACAAAUAUCCCACCUGUCACUUAUUCCGGAACUUACAGCAUUAGAAAAAGAAAGAACAGCACUUAUAGCUAUAAGGUAUACUUUUACUGUAUUUUCAAAUGUGCUUGUCUAUUCGGUAACAUGGGCUGUGCUGCACAUUACAAGUAAAGAAUCAACAAAACAAAUAAAUCCUGAAGAUGCAUCGAAAUUUCAAAUGAUUGUACUCAUUGGGAUGUCUGUAGGUCUGUUGACGACCAUCCUAUUUCACAUGUUUAUAAAGGAAUAUAGCAGAAGCAGCAGAUUAUCUACAACUGGUGCUUCACGGGAACAGUCACAGAGACAACCAUCGAGCCCUGUUUCGAUAUUGAAAAACCGGGAAUUGUACAGACUAGCAUUAAUUUACAUGCCAAGUCGAUUGUUUGUAAAUUUGGUCCAAUCUUACGUACCGUUCUAUUUGCAAGAUACGUUGCACAUGGCGGCUACAUCGCUAGCGGUUAUACCGUUGAUAAUGUAUUUGAGUAGUUUCAAAGUAUCGUUUACAAUCCACUGCAUCAAUGCAAAAGUAGGAAGGCUGGUAUCCUAUACGAUUGGAGCUUCGAUGGGGCUCGGUGCUUGCGGAUGGAUAUACUUUGGAAAUGUGGAUAGAAUAGAGAGCCUUUUUAUUUAUCCAGUCUCCAUGCUGCUGGGUGGUGGAGGCUCGAUGAUGCUCGUGACCAGUCUUGCAAUAAUAGCAGAUUAUAUAGGCCAGAAUACAGAGAAUGGGGCCUUUAUUUAUGGUCUAAUGAGCUUUACGGACAAACUUUCUAACGGCAUAGCAGUUUUACUGAUUCAAUACAUGCGCUGCACGAAUGCACGCAGUUGCGAAUACUAUUACAAGGACAUCCUGGUAUUCGUGUGUGGCGGAUCUGCUAUGGUUGGCCUAAUGGUAACGUUUGGCAGCCGGGCGUGCCACCGAAGCCGUGUAACGUCGGUGAUUGAUUACGACCAUUUAGACUCGGAAGAGGCUGGUCGAUAGUCGACUUAAAUGCACGC